Topomyia yanbarensis is the source of this 7472-nucleotide messenger RNA. It is a transcript of the gene Sur, whose product is annotated as ATP-binding cassette sub-family C member Sur. Gene Ontology annotation, molecular function: ATP hydrolysis activity; ABC-type transporter activity; ATP binding. Gene Ontology annotation, cellular component: membrane. The record is from RefSeq and is a predicted model, not a curated record. Gene Ontology annotation, biological process: transmembrane transport. Lineage: Eukaryota; Metazoa; Arthropoda; Insecta; Diptera; Culicidae. Bases 476 to 7117 code for a protein of 2213 amino acids. The transcript is spliced from 28 exons.
AAAUCGGACCGAAGAAUAACACUAACACUACCCGCGGGUGGAUUACUACUUUCCGUUCGGACCGGGUGGGGAAGGAGAGUGAAAUGUGUUCCGAGAGCUGUUUACAUCCACCGAAGUGUCGAACUUUGCCCAUAUCCGUGUGAAGCAAAAUUAUUGCUCUGAAAAUAUGGUGUCUGUGAGAAUUUAAUUACGAGCAAUUUGCGAUGCAGACGUGAAGACAUUCGGAAAAUGCACAAAACGUAAAAGUCGUAAGCGUUCCAAAACAAACAUGUUUAGGGAAAAUACAAACCAUCAUGUGAAACAAAAGUGAUUUUUAAAUGCAAAUGUCCGUCCAUUCGAUGGUAGAGCUGUAGCAGCGACGGAUAAUUUCGAGUUGAUGGAAAAAUAAAUAAUAAAUACCAAGAGUGAAAAAAUAGUGAGCGGUGAGGGGCGGAAAAUUAAAGUGUUUUUUUUUGUUGUGUUUUUCGCGGGGAAAAUGAUUUGUGACAUUGCUGUGGCGAGUUCGGCUCGCUCCUUCACGAACCCGCCUUCGUCCCAUCCGAUGCGGAGGUACAUCGCUCUCAUGGGUGGAAAUUUGACGCCGGAGCAGGUGGUGGAUGUUUGUUAUUUGAAUAUGUUCAGCCUCAUUGUGAAUACGUUGGCACUGGCCGGUUUGGUUGGAGCACUCCUGUAUGUCGGAUGGAAGUUUGAUUGGAAGCGUCAUAAUCUGCUUGCUUUGCAUAAUUUGCGGUCGACGUUUGUCCUGGCAUCGAUCCUGACUGGCAUCUGUGAAGUGGCCCAGUACAGUCUUCUAGUACAUGGGCUCGCUACGCUUGGCCACAGCCGUAAGGUUAACCUUCCCGUGACAACGAAGGAACAAUUGGCCCUGACCGAGCAGGAUCAAUUUACCGAGCAUGACCAAGACGGUGGUGUAGCGGUUGCGACUGCUGUGCUUGGACUGUGUUCCGUCUGUAUCGGCUUGAUGGCAGUACUGGUUGCAGCAGCAUUUGUGCGGAUUGUGGAACUGAAAGAUAGAUGCGGACUAUUAUACAUCGUCCUUGUGGCCCAAGGCGCUUUGGCCGUUGCGAAGUGGUGCAAAUUUGAAUACAUCAAUGGUGUCACGGACACCACAGCUGCUACGCUGCCAUCGUGUCUUGCGAUGGGGUCUGCUCUCACGCUGGCAGCACUGACUUUGGUGGAUGGGAUCACCAUAUACUUAGAGAACUCUUCCAAUCGACGGCACAUAUCGACGAUAAUGUCAAAGAAACCGACGGGCUACAAGUCAACCGCAUCGCCCUUCCUGUCGCGGAUUACUUUCUGGUGGAUUACCCCGCUAUUGUGGCGGGGCUUCGCCGAACCGUUGGAGCUGGAAAAUCUGGGAGAACUCCCUGAAAGGGACACCAGCCGGUAUCACUACGAUCAGUUUCUGUUCAUUUAUCAGAGCUUUAAGAACUCGGUGUCCCUGUGGCGUUGCUACGUGCUCAAUUGCUGGCAAAUGUUUCUCGCCGGUGGGGUGUUUAAGCUGCUGGGCGAUCUCUGCGCUCUGGUGGGACCACUUUGCAUAUCCAAUAUCGUCGAUUACAUCGCAAAACCCGUGACAUCUUCAUCAUCAUCAUCCGUGGUGGUGCUGGCUGGCAAGGACACCGGUAGCGGUGUUGUUCCAUCGGUUGACAUUUCACCAACGCCAUUCAAUCAUCGGAACCAAUCCCUACCGAUAUCGGACGGUUUUGAUGGGGCAGCUCAGCUGGAUGCGCUAACGUGGGAGGCACUAUUGGCCAAUGGAUGGUUUGUGGCCGUGUUGGUGCUGGUUUCAUCGUUAGCACAGGGUACAUUUUCCCAAGCAAGCACACAUAUCAUGGACAUGGAGGGUAUUAAGUUGAAGAAUGCCUUGCAGGGUUUGGUGUACAGGAAAACUCUGCUGCUCAGAUCGUCUGGGGCACAAAAACGCACCCAACAGCAGGGAGGAAGUUUCGGUGCGAAAAUCUCAACCACCAACGAUUUUGUUGCAACGGGCGAAAAAACGCGAGACAACGGCAUCAUCGGGGACGACACCAGCUCUCACCGUGACCCCACGGGUUGCACUCCCACCAAGGUCAAGCUGAACGACAUCGGGAAAGGCACGGGACACAGAACAAACACACCAGCAGAAUUCAAAACAAGUAGUCGGGAACCGUUGCGAAAUUCGGAGGAAGAGAUAAAACAUGAAAUAGCUAUCGCUAUCGAUUCCGAUGAUCGGCAACAGUUUGCACCCGGGACCACUGCUGGAGUAAACUAUCGAUGUUGUCCCACAAGUAAUAGCCCGACAGCAGCAGCAGAAGCAGUAGUAGUGGUGGAAAAACAAGCAAAAACUAUUGCCACCGAUGUAGAUGAUGGUGAAAGUGCUAGUGCAUCGGAAGCGAUCGGAAACGGAAACAGAGUGGGCAGCGGAUCGGAACAUGAGGGUGGUCACACUUCUGCUACUGCAUCCGAUGCAGGUACCAUAACAAAUUUAAUGUCCGAUGAUGCUUUUAACGUCAUGUCGUUUGUGCGGAUUGCGCAUUACGUGUGGGCGAUUCCGUUGAAGAUUGGACUUGUUAUGUACCUUCUAUACCAGCUGCUAGGAAUCAGCACCGUUAUUGGAUCGAUCGUCUGUAUCGUAACGAUGACUCCCAUGCAGUUCAUUAUUGGCAAAAUGAUGUCAGCAAACUCCAAGAAAGCCUCCGAAUGCACCGAUGAACGGCUCCGACGGAUCAAUGAGGUUCUGCUGGGGAUAAAAUUAAUUAAACUCAACGCCUGGGAGAAUGUCUUCCGGGAGAAGAUCACGAACGCCCGCCGGCGGGAGCUCCGGCAUCUGGAUCUGGAUUCAUGCUACUGGACGUUAAUGGUGCUUCUCACCCACAUCUCCUCGGUGUUGAUAACCUUCGUCACGGUGGCCGUAUUCACCCAUCUGGAGGAGCAAAACGAGCCCGGCUCGAAGAGCGUCCAAUUUACCGCGGCUCGUUUGUUUGCCUCGCUGGCACUGUUUAAUCAACUGACGGUUCCAUUGUUUAUCUUUCCAAUCACGAUUCCGAUUAUCCUGUCGGCGGUGGUGAGCACCAGCAGACUGGAGGCGUUCUUCGGUCGACCUGAAGUGUCCGGCGGGGAAUGGAGCGCAACAACUUUGGUCGCCGACGACACUCGAAACGGUUCCGACAGUGACGUAUCGGUGGACGAUCAAUGCGAAGAUAAUGAAGCGGGGGAUAUAGCCCGCGAAGGGGUGGCUCCUGAGGUUGAUGGUGUACUACGUGCUGUUGUGGAGAAACACCUGGAAAUAGGUGCGCAACGAGAACUAUCUCCCAGGGCAAGUGUGAAUUCAACCGAUAAUUUAUGCCAUGAAUCAUCGGAGCGGGAAAGUGAAAACGAGCUGGAUAUGCUGCCCCAGGAAACGAAAACGGGUGAUCCCUAUCCUGCAUCCAGUACGGGAAUUAGUAGUAGCUCUCCUUUGCUAGCAAAAGUUGCUGUCAACCACGACCGAAUGGCUCAGAAGCGUCGGUCUGUGGGUAGCUCAAAAGAGCAUCGGGAAAUACAUCCCCGAGUGAGGUCGACCCCGGACUGCGACCGUCAACCGACUGGGGGCGGUCGAUUGACGAAGCACCGACUGGAACCGAAAAGCCAUGAACCGGUGACUGCUAAUAAGUCAAGAUUCGGUGCUGCUUCGAGCGAUGAUGGUGAUGAUGCGGUUUAUGUUAGAGAUGCUCGCUUUCAGUGGGGUUGGAUUAAUAAUGCCGGGGAAGUUGACACAUCUAAAGCUGUUUUGAAGAUCGACUAUCUGCGUAUACCUAAUGGGAAACUAACGAUUAUUGUCGGUCGCAGUGGAAGUGGUAAAUCAUCAUUACUGGCGGCUUUAUUGAAAGAAAUAAAUCAUCUGUCCGGAGAAGUGAAAUGGAACAAAUAUUCCACCCUGGCGUACGUUCCUCAGCACCCGUGGCUGCUGAAUGCCACCGUGCGAGAUAACAUCCUGUUCGGUGAGCCGUACCGACCGAAACGCUUCGAACGGGUGCUAAAAGUCUGUGCACUGAAGCCCGAUAUCGAACUGAUGCCGAACGGCGAUUUGAGCGAGAUAGGCGAACGGGGAAUUAAGCUGUCCGGAGGUCAACGCCAGCGGAUCGUGAUGGCCCGUGCUCUGUAUUCCACGGCAAGCGUCGUCAUUAUGGAUGAUCCACUUUCAUCACUGGAUAACGAGGUCGGCCGGUUCGUUUUUGACCAGGGAAUUCGUCGGAUGAUGGGCCAGCAGAAACGGACAGUCAUUAUGAUUACGCAGAAAUUGCAGCUCGUGUUCAGUGCUGAUUACAUAAUUGCCAUGGACGAUUUUGCCGUUUGCGCAACAGGCACGCUAUCAGAAAUAGAAAACAAUUACCCUCAAGUACUGCGACAAUGGAAUGCAAUUAUCGCCAAAGAGCAGCAAUCGAGGGAAACAGGAUUAAGUUCAGGGAAGACGGCACGAGAGCGAUGGAAGCUGUUCAAAAUUGUUUCUCGCAUCAGUUUGCAGAAAAGGCAUACUGCUGAGGAGUACUAUGAGCCUCCCGGCACGCUGCUCUACACCCCACUGGUCCCGCAGCGUAAUUCCAGUUUAUUUGGAUCACGUUUUCAUACACACGAUUUGCCACUUCCCAUCGACGAGUGCCACGGUGAGAAUGUCCAGCUGCGACGUCAUUAUUCGAAAAGGUACCGAAGCGAGGGUCGCGCCUUGCGAGGUUUCAGCGAUGGAGUCAUGCUAGCGGCAACGGGAAGUCGAUCUGCGAUGGAGUCGGUAGGAGGCAACGGUGCCCCUCGCACACAAUCGCUUCAAACCAGACGUGACAUUGAGGGUGCAGGCAAUCGAUUACUACCGGUGGUCAGUUGGAACACAUCGUUUCUCGGUCAGCCCAACCCAGAUGAUACCUCACCGGUGUCGGUUGACGGGGCCAACCGAGGAAAAUGCGAAAGAUUUCACUUUUCCGACUCUUGCCGAGGAAAUAUGAACAAAAGCGGCUUACGACAGUUUCUCCGCCGCCUAAGCAUUCGCACGUGGCAGCAGGCUCAACGUAAUUCAAACCCCACGGACCUAAGACUGGGCUGUCCGGGGGAAAACCCGUCCAUCAUCAGUAAGGCCAGUUCCGUGAUGGGUUUUACUAAGAAGAACCACUCUCAGCAGCAUUCUGAUGAACAACAAGAACAACAACAACAACAACAACAAAACGGCCAGAAUCAAUCGCUGCGAAGGCUGCAUUCCAAUAGCACUCGAUAUAGUGAGGAGAACGAGGAGGAUCUGAUUGGAGACCAGAGCGGCGAUGAUGGCUACAAUCGGCUAAUCGUCGACGAUGAGCGAAAAUAUGGCACAAUUCCAACCCGCAUCUACUGGCUGUAUCUGAAGGCGAGUGGAUUGAACAUUGCGAGCACUUUUCUGCUCAGUGCUUUAGCCCAGCAGUGCCUUCGCGUGUACACGGACUUUUGGCUGCAGAACUGGACCGAGCGAACACAGCGGCACCCGGAAGGGGUUGAUCCGGUUGAUAUCAAGUAUAAUUUUCGCGUGUACGCUCUGCUCUCAGGAAUGUGCAUCCUGCUGGCGGCCGUAUCCUUCCCGGCAGGUCAGAUGGCAGGUAGUAAUGCCCGACGACGAUUGCACCGACAGCUAGUUGGAUCGGUGCUGAAAAACUCAAUCCAUUUCUUCCAAACGGUGCCCUUGGGUCGGAUCAUGAAUAGGCUAAGCAUCGAUAUCGGCGUGGUUGAUAAGAAAAUCGCCGCAACAAGUCAGAAGCUGCUGCAAUUCAUUCUGCUGUGCCUUUGUGCUGUGCUCAUAAAUAGUGUCGUGACGCCGUAUUUCAUCCUGUUAACAAUACCAAUUUGCGGCAUUUACUACGUCGUGCAGAAGUUUUACCGGUGCUCCUCCAGGGAACUCCAACGGUUGGAGAGUAUAACUUAUUCACCAAUUAUCGCACACUUUUCCGAAACCAUCGAUGGAGUAACGACGAUACGGGCUUACCGGCAGGAGUCCCGCUUCACCGAUACCCUCUUCCAGCGGAUGGAGGCCAACAACGUUGCCCAGGUUAUCCUGAACAGCAGCAAUCGGUGGCUGGGAAUUACGCUGGAUUACCUCGGAGCGUUUAUCGUGUUUAUUGCCAUAGUGAGUGGUUUGGUUACGGCUAGCUUAAAACCGGACACGACCAGUUCUUCCCUGAUUGGGUUGGCCAUCAACUACGCCCUAUUGGUUCCGAUCUACCUCAAUUGGGUGGUGAAGCUGGCUGCCGAAAUGGAAAUGUAUCUCGGGGCGGUGGAGCGAAUACAGUGUUUCGUCGAGGACAGCCAGGAGCGGGUCAGGGAGCGCAACAAGGUGAAAUAUAAACCCGUACCGAUUUCGUGGCCGAAGAAAGGUGACAUAGUGUUUGAAAAUGUCUCGCUACGUUACGAAAGCCAAAAGGAGAACGUAAUCACAAAUUUGAAUUUAACUAUUCCCACCGGACAAAGGAUUGGUAUAUGCGGUCGAACCGGAAGCGGUAAAUCUUCACUCGCGCUGUCCUUGUUCGGGGUCCUCGAGCUGGUCGAUGGGCGGAUAUUGAUCGAUGACGUGGAUAUUGCCAGCAUUAACAGCGAAGAACUACGCUGCCGGCUCUCCAUCAUUCCCCAGGAGGUGAUACUGUUCGGGGGUAGCCUGCGCGAGAAUCUAGACCCGCGGGGACACUUUGGCGAUCUGGAGCUGUGGAAUUGUCUAGAAUUGGCACAGCUGAAGGAGAUGGUGCUGACACUGCCGGAUGGGUUAGACACGCAAAUAGACGAAGGUCGGCCACUGUUUAGUGCGGGUCAGCGCCAGUUGCUCUGUCUGGCACGAGCCAUUCUCCGGGGUUCGGUGUGUUUGGUGCUUGACGAGGCCACCUCCUCGCUCGAUUUGGAAACGGAAAAGCUGGUACUGGAGGCAGCCGGGAGAGCGUUUAAAGUCCGAACAGUGGUCACGAUAGCGCAUCGAUUGCACUCACUGUUCGAUUACGACCGAGUCAUCGUGCUGGAGCAGGGUAACAUCGUCGAGGACGGGUGCCCCCGGCUGCUGAGGAAAAGAUCCGGCUCCAAGUUCGCAGCCAUGCUGAAAGCAUCGACCGAUUACCAGCAACACCAGAGCAUGGUGGGUACUACUCGGAUAGCCGAGUAGUUGGAAUGUACGUGUAUAGCAGUGAUCCGGUGGUACUGAUUCAACCCCACAGGGGUUGGUUGAUAUUACAAUCUGGAUGGAUGAAUUGCAAUUUAGCUUCAUUGUAGUUGCCGGCAGGCUUCAGGUAAGGUAUUUGUAUUGUUGUUCCUCAUUUGACCGCCUCCUCGGCGGAUAGACUGUACGGGUUCUAAACAAGCGGAAAGUUGAGUCAGAUAUGGAUGAAAAUCCUCGAUGGAAACCAGCACACUCAGUCUCAAGUGAGUGCAAUUAUAAGAUUGCUUGUCACGCUGUUUAGCGGCGGUCUGCCAUAAUGGCUUAAUUUAUCGUUAUCUUUUUAGCUGGAGUAUUGAUUAAA